Molecule: messenger RNA, 2286 nt
Organism: Acanthopagrus latus (yellowfin seabream)
Lineage: Eukaryota; Metazoa; Chordata; Actinopteri; Spariformes; Sparidae
Exons: 9
Coding region: 329-1507 (392 amino acids)
Biological process (GO): transcription by RNA polymerase III
Cellular component (GO): RNA polymerase III complex
Molecular function (GO): DNA binding
Source: RefSeq, a predicted model, not a curated record
CAGAACGGGCGGCAGAACGGACCUGCUGGACAAACGGUACUGUCACAAGGAUUCUUACAUUCGUACUCAGGAGUGUUUGCUUUCUACAUCCGCCCACCGCUUGCAGACUCCACCAGGUCCGGACCAGUAGGGUGGGUCACAGAUGAGACGAAAGAGACAUUGUUUUGGAGGACAGCGUCAGGGAGGAGCCAUGUAAAGAGGGUUUGGCACCGACACAGAACCGCAGUUGGUCUCAGACGAUAUGAGACAGCGUGUCGUCGUGUGACGCGUCUCACCGAAGACGGACAGCAGCGCUUUUACUUGUCACAUGAGGACCUGAUGCCACAGGAUGACCGACCCGGGGGAGACAGCGAGUGUUCCCGGCCCCUCCGGCCUCAGUCUGGCACAGGGCAGACGGCUCCCAGGCCGGGUCAGGAGUCUGUCCUCCCCGACUCCACCUGGGAGACUGACGUCCCUCAGAACCAGGGACCUGACACUGGGAGGGGGGCUCAAAAAACCAAAGAAAACCUUUGAGCCAAACGUCCAUGCUGUGAGGAAAAGCAAAGAUGAGGUAAAGGAAAAGGUCCAUGUGGCUCCAAAAAAGGAGAGAAGAGACAGGAAUGAGAGGAUGAGAGAGAACAGAGGGAGGAGGAGAGAGAGGCCUAAGACCAUCCAGUCCCACUCCAUCUUUGAACAGGGUCCUGCCGACACUGUACGCAAAACAGGCUGGCGUGGUGCGUCAGACUUGCAUGACUCCAGCUCCUCUACGGUGUGUAAACUGGUGAAGAAAGAGAGGAAAGAGUCAGAGGAGGAUGAAGAUGAAGAUGAGAUACUCUGUAAACUACAGAGGGAUGAUUUCAUAGAUGAUCCAGGCCUGAGGAACGACGCCAAGUUGAAACCCAUCCAGCUGCCCCUGAGUCAGUGCAGCAGCUUCACAGUGACGGCCAGCACAACAUGUCUAGAGAACCCCGCUCUGUUCAGACCUCCGUCCUGUGGAGCUCCAAGGACAGCAGGCCACAGCAGGACAGAGCUGCCCCAGCCAGAGCAUCCGUCCCUGGUAGAAGUGCUGCAUGAUCUCAGCCUGUCUGGCAGAGAGGAGCUCUUCUUCAUGCAGUUACCUGACUGUAUGCCCAGCAGAACACCUGAGCAGAAGGUCGACAGUGCUCAUGGAUCUACAGCAGAUAAUCCUGCCAAGAAGGAAGGCAAGCCUGAGGACAAGAGGCCUGGACAAGUGCAAGAGGCUGCAGUGAAGGAUGGCUUUCCUGCGCUGUCUCAAUGCCCAGAAGGAUUUCUGGGUAAACUUCAGAUCAGGAAGUCAGGAAAGGUGGAGCUGAAGCUGGGCGAUGUCAUCAUGGACGUCUCUGAUGGAGCUGCAUUUUCCUUCCUGCAGCAACUGGUGUCUGUACGUCUCUCUGAAGGCCGGACUGGAGACAUGAUGGUGUUAGGAAACGUCCACCACAAACUGGUCUUAUCUCCUGACUUCCAGGCCUUACUGAGACAAGCUGCAACACAGCAGCAAGGCCCCUGAUCAUCAACACACUGACUCUUUUGAGUUUUGUAGGCUUCCUGGGCACUGCUGGGGCAAAGGACAUGGAGUCUAAUGUCUGUUCUCCAUACCUAAGCUAUGAGGUUUAAAGGCAGCUAUGUUAGUUACCCUCCAUACCCUGUUUGUAUGUAUAUUGUUUUGUGAUUUAUUUUUUAUUUUAGUAUUCAGAAAAUUUGGACAGUUUUAUAAUAACAGUUUCCUCGUCAGUGUAAAGACACUGCCAGAAUAGACCUGUUUUCUUGGAAAGAUGGUAUCUGAUCUGCAGGGAUACUAUACAACUUGUAUACUGUUACCUGAACACUUCACAGGUGGAUGACACAGAGAGGUCAGUCCUUCAUAUACCAGCACAGCAGCUAACAUGAUUGUGAGCUUGAGACACCAGCAAAGGACAUCUUCAGUUACAGUGAGCAUCCACUCAGAGAAAGAACACAAGGAUGCUCACAGCUGACACCAGAGACCAUGUUGGAACAGAGACAGGUUACAGUUUCCACCACAUGUUGUGUUCAACAUAUGUGAAUAGGUCAAUAAACUGAACGAGUGACUCCAUUUUAACUUAUAGGUGCUUUGAUAAGCUGGCCUGCUCAAUAACUAACUGCACUGAUGUACAGAUGGAUUUGUUUUGUCAUCUUGAGGUAUUAAAAUUAAUGUUUUUUUGUUUUUUUUUUGUUGUUGUUUUUUGCUACCUCAGCAUUGUUUGUUUUCACACAUCUGUCAAAAUGUUGCACAUCAGCAUCAAAGUGUAACUUCACAGCCGAUACAAA